This is a messenger RNA of Diorhabda carinulata, 1913 nucleotides long. Its product is annotated as mucin-2-like. Bases 45 to 1004 code for a protein of 319 amino acids. The transcript has 2 exons. NCBI's taxonomy places the organism in Eukaryota, Metazoa, Arthropoda, Insecta, Coleoptera, Chrysomelidae. The record is from RefSeq and is a predicted model, not a curated record. Gene Ontology annotation, cellular component: mitochondrion.
UUGACAUGACGUAUUCAUCUUGAACGAUAUAAUUUAUAUAAGGUAUGUGUGAAGUAUUCCCCAAUCGCAUGAUGAAUAACAUAUUAAAAUUAAAGUUAAAAAGCUUCAUCUACUACUCAGAUAUCAGCAGGUAUAUAUUUAAUGGAAUUAACACUAAUAGUCACACCAUAAGCUCAUUUUCUGGAGUUUGUACGCACAAGAAGGCAGAUGAAAACUCCAAGAAAAGCGCAUCUAAUAUCUCAAGUUCAAAUUCAAGUAUGAAUAGAAUUAAUGGAAAUAGAAAGUCUACAGGGACAAGAUCUACUACAUCUGCAGAAAAUGAAAAAGAUAAAAAUUGUAAACACUCAACUGUAUCAAAAAAUACCCGAAAUAUCAAUGAAGAUCGUAUUGGAAAAUCGGCUGCCAAGACUAAAAAUGUAAUUCCUUUUAUUAAAGUAAUAAGACAUGAGCAAAUAUCGAAAUCAACUCCUUUCACCAACUCUCCUUCUACAAUAGAAACUAAGAUCAAAGAAGAUGUAACAACAACAUCAGCUUCGACAAAAACUACAGUUUCCGAAGAUUCAGAAUCAACUGAAAUAGAGGUGAAGGUACCCCUAGACACUUCUCAAAAAGUAUCUUCUACUAUGCCGUUGCCAACUCCAAUUAUUUUUUCGGAAAUUCAAAGAAAAAAAUCAACAGAUACGUCUUCGCCCUCUCAAGAUGAAACUUCUGAUUCUGAAUCUAAACAUGAAGAUUGUAAUGCCAAUGAAACAUCUCCAGAUUCUGAAAACUCUCCGACAGCACCUGCAGUAAACUCUAUCUCAGAAGUUCCAGGGUUGUCAGCUAAUGUUGUGAAGGUUCCUGAUCAUCCUGUUGGACCCAAGGCAGCAAAAAAUUCAACCUAUAAAAAUCCUGAAUAUUUUUGUUAUCAAAAAUACAGUUUCAAUGAUGCAUUAGUUGAGUUAUCAAAAUUCAGGUUACCUCAACCAUCCAUCCACGAGCAAUACUAUCACGAAUGCAAAUAAAGAUAUCAAAAAAAAAAACAUUAAAACAAUAGAUUUAAUUUAUUUCGUAUUAAAUAAGUACUCUCUCCAUUUCUCUGAAUGAAAUAUAUAGAUGUGGUGGAUGUACAUAAUUUUCUGAAGAUAUAUUACUAGUAUUAAUAGUGAAAAAUCAAUUCAAUUAUCACAAACAACAGAUUUCUGGAUAUAAAUAAGAUCGCGUGUGGUUGGUUUCUUAUCAAAGUGUCAAAAUUAUCCCUUUUUAUAGCUUUCUGGACUUCCUUUCGGAAAAUUGUUAUUUUGAAUGGAAACUAAGAAGAUAGUUAGCUGGUAUUAUGGUAUCAACUAACAUUGGUCCACGAAGUUUGGUGUUUUGUGUAAAACUCAACUGCAAUCCUGAUAACAAAGUUAGCAAAAGAAAAACAUUUUGGUGAAUACCGGAGAAAUGUUCCUUUCGAAGAUGUGAUAUUCGAGACAGAAGAACGACUUGUGAUAAAUAAGAAACAAAUGUUCCAAGUUAUGAAGGUAAAUAGGAACAUCACUGAAACGCAGUAAAUACAAUUAGAAAUUUAACAAAUAAAACAACAACAAAAUAAAACAACUCUUAUUCAAAGAGAUCGUAAAAACAGAAGGGGAAAGAGUGAAGUUUCUGGAACUAACUUGAAAAAGGAGAAAAUAGGCUUCAAUCAAACUUAUGGGAGAAGAAUGGAGAACUAAUAGUAAAGAGAGAGAAAGACUACAUUGGAUGAGAUGAGGAGGUGUGAUAGAAAGGGGCCGUUAUGGACCAGGUUUUCAUGACUUUAAAAUUACUUCAAGUAAAAGAAACAACGAUCUACUCAUUCCCUAUCAUUUAUUGUAACUAUUAUUUUUGGUUAAGUAUAUUAAAUUGAAUGGCAAUUAAAUAGAUUGAUGGACUCAAUGUUAUCAAUUCUC